Molecule: messenger RNA, 3276 nt
Organism: Tripterygium wilfordii
Lineage: Eukaryota; Viridiplantae; Streptophyta; Magnoliopsida; Celastrales; Celastraceae
Product: beta-galactosidase 10
Exons: 19
Coding region: 489-3017 (842 amino acids)
Biological process (GO): carbohydrate metabolic process
Cellular component (GO): vacuole; cell wall
Molecular function (GO): beta-galactosidase activity; carbohydrate binding
Source: RefSeq, a predicted model, not a curated record
UAAAGAAACUCUGUGCGCGCUACUGUAUUGGUGUUGGAUGGUGUGUGCGAUAUACGAGGCAUGUGACCAUCCCCAGAAAUUGUAAAAUGAACUAGUAAAGAAUCUAGUCCCUGGAGUAGGAUUUAAGGCAAGAAUUGGGAUCAAAACUUGGAUAUUUGGUGCCCCAUCGUUUCUUUCCAUCGAUUUGAUUACCCUAUUUUACCAUGCACUCUUCUUCAAUACCAACUAAAAUUUAACACAGUUGAAAUCUCCUGUUCAGUGUUGCAAUUAUUGCCCGGUUAGCCCAAUUCAAGGAGUGGUUGAAAAAUGGAGAAACUUUUCAUCAUUUAUGUCAAUAUGUAUGCUUAGAUUAAUAGCUGACCUCAACACGUUGUUUAAUUAAAGCCACCCACAUGCUUUGUUCGCUAUUUUCUUCUCUCGUUGGGUCACUCGCUCGCAUAUAAAAGUAGGGAGUAGGGAGUGAGCUUAGAACAAGCACCCACAAAAAAAUGGUACCGAAAUUUUUGUUGCUAUUGUGUUGUUGUUUCUUCACAGUGUGUUUAGCGGCCAAUGUCACCUACGAUCGCCGCUCGCUUAUCAUCGAUGGGCAGCGGAAGCUCCUCAUCUCUGCUUCCAUUCAUUACCCUCGUAGUGUACCUGCGAUGUGGCCGGGGUUGGUUCAGACGGCCAAGGAAGGAGGGGUAGACGUCAUUGAAACUUAUGUCUUCUGGAACGGGCAUGAACCUUCUCCUGACAAUUAUUAUUUUGGUGGGAGGUUCGAUCUGGUAAAGUUUGUCAAGAUCGUUCAGCAAGCGGGGAUGUACUUGAUUCUGCGAAUAGGCCCAUUUGUUGCAGCUGAAUGGAAUUAUGGGGGUGUGCCUGUUUGGUUGCAUUAUGUGCCUGGUACCAUCUUUCGGACUGAUAGUGAGCCCUUCAAGUAUCACAUGCAGAAGUUCAUGACAUACAUAGUGAACCUUAUGAAACAGGAGAAACUUUUUGCUUCACAGGGAGGUCCAAUCAUCUUGUCCCAGGUUGAAAAUGAGUAUGGUUACUAUGAGACAUUUUAUGGAGAAGGGGGAAAACGAUAUGCCAUGUGGGCGGCUAAAAUGGCUCUGUCCCAAAAUAUUGGUGUACCUUGGAUGAUGUGCCAGCAGUAUGAUGCUCCUGACCCUGUGAUUGACACUUGCAACUCUUUUUACUGUGAUCAAUUCAAACCUAUUUCUCCAAACAAGCCAAAAAUUUGGACAGAGAAUUGGCCUGGAUGGUUUAAAACAUUUGGAGGCGCGGAUCCUCACAGACCACCUGCAGAUAUUGCUUUUGCUGUUGCUCGUUUUUUCCAAAAAGGGGGCAGUGUACAAAAUUAUUACAUGUAUCAUGGUGGAACAAAUUUUGGUCGCACUGCUGGUGGUCCAUUCAUGACUACAAGUUAUGACUAUAAUGCACCAAUUGAUGAAUAUGGGUUAGCUAGGCUUCCAAAAUGGAGUCAUCUUAAGGAACUUCAUAAAGCUAUCAAGUUAUGUGAGCUAGCGUUGUUGAAUAGUGAUCCGAUUAAUGCGUCACUAGGCCCUUCUCAAGAGGCCGAUGUAUAUGCUGAUGCUUCAGGAGCAUGUGCUGCCUUUCUCUCAAAUACUGAUGACAAAAAUGACAAGACCGUAGUAUUUCGGAAUGCAUCAUACCACCUGCCUGCAUGGUCAGUCAGCAUCCUGCCCGACUGCAAAAAUGUGGUAUUCAACACGGCAAAGGUGGGUUCCCAGGCCUCUGCGGUUGAAAUGGUACCUGAGAAUUUGCAGCCAUCAGUACCAUCAUCCAAUAAAGGCUUGAAAGAUCUUAAAUGGGCAGUGUUCAUGGAAAAAUCAGGGAUCUGGGGAGAGGCAGACUUCAUUAAGAAUGGACUUGUGGAUCACAUCAAUACCACACAAGAUACUACUGACUAUCUCUGGUAUACGACAAGUAUAAUUGUUGGUGACGAUGAGGAGUUCUUGAAGAAGGGCAGCCAACCAGUUCUUCUAAUUGAAUCCAAGGGUCAUGCUCUACAUGCUUUUGUGAAUCAGGAACUUCAAGGUAGUGCUUCUGGGAAUGGCACCCGUUCACGCUUCAAAUUUAAGAAGCCUAUCUCUCUUAAAGUUGGGAAGAAUGAAAUUGCUCUACUAAGCAUGACUGUCGGCUUACAAACUGCCGGACCAUUUUAUGAAUGGAUAGGAGCUGGACCAACAAGUGUCAAGAUUAAGGGAUUCAAUAAUGGAACAGUGGACUUGUCUACAUAUAAUUGGACUUACAAGAUUGGAUUGCAAGGAGAACACCUAGGUUUAUACAAUGUGGAUGGUGCGGUUAAGGUCAAUUGGCAAGCAACCGCAAACCCACCUAAGCAACAGCCUUUGACAUGGUACAAGGUUGUUAUUGAUCCUCCAUCAGGGACUGAACCUGUUGCGCUGGACAUGCUUUAUAUGGGGAAAGGUGUGGCUUGGUUGAAUGGUGAAGGAAUUGGAAGAUACUGGCCGAGGAAAACAACCAUGUAUGUGAAGUGUGUUAAAGAAUGCGACUAUAGGGGUAAAUUCAGUCCUGACAAAUGCAAUACUGGAUGUGGCGAACCUUCGCAGAGAUGGUACCACGUUCCACGGUCUUGGUUCAAGCCAUCUGGAAAUGUACUGGUGAUCUUCGAGGAAAAGGGUGGAGAUCCUACGAAAAUUAAAUUCGCAAGACGAAAGGUAGCUAGUGUUUGUGCUUUCAUUGGGGAGGACUACCCGUUAGCUGAACAUGAGUAUGGAAUUGAGAACAACAGCAGUAGAGCCGCUGUCCAUCUGAAGUGCCCAGAAAACGCUCGUAUAUCGACUGUAAAAUUUGCCAGUUUUGGGACUCCUACCGGAACAUGUGGAUCAUACCUCAAAGGAGACUGCCAUGAUCCUAAUUCCAUUUCAGUAGUUGAAAAGGUCUGCCUGAACAAAAAUGAGUGUACCAUAGAGCUUACAGGUGAGAAUUUCAAUACCGGAGUAUGUUCCGGCGCGACAAAGAAACUCGCAGUUGAAGCAGUCUGCAGCUGAACCUAAUGCUGUUCAACCCCUCCAGUACCAUAUUUUUUUUGCUACAAAUACCAGGAAGCGAAACUCAGAGUGGAAGCAGAUUUAUGAAGGACUUCUCUUUCUCCCAGUUUCUUUACAAUUUGAAUUUUUUUUUUGUUGUUGCGGGAAUUACUAGUUUUAUGAUUCCUUUUACUUGAGAGGAGUGUUGUACUAAAGCAGGCAUCAAGCCAUUUUGUGACUGAAAAUGUUAUAUAUUAUAUUCGGUUUAACCGUUGAACAU